Molecule: messenger RNA, 240 nt
Organism: Adineta ricciae
Lineage: Eukaryota; Metazoa; Rotifera; Eurotatoria; Adinetida; Adinetidae
Source: the annotation of a GenBank genome assembly
AUGGGUAUUAUUUUACCAAUCCCAAUAAUCAUCUUUCUCGUUCUAUUCGGUAUCAUCACUGUUUUCAUAAUGUUUUAUCAUUGUUGUCGCUUUAUUCUGAUUCACGAAAUAUUCCAAGCUCAUGGUAUUGAUCCCGAUUUGGUUCAUGCAGGAGUUCCGAUUGUCAUCGUUCGUUCAGAUCAACCAAAAAUCUAUCCACCAUAUAUCGCUACAUCUCCACCUAUUUACGCAAAAGAAUGA